AUGAAGGUAAUGUCUGUCCAGGUUUUGGUGUGUUUCCUGUUUGUUGGUCUGUCUGUGACAUUGGCAUUUCUUGUUGAAACCGUUAAUGACUAUGACAAUCCAAUGAAUUUUUCAUGCGUAGGAAACACUACUUUACGUCACCUGUCUAGUCAGCACAGCAACAGCCAUGAGGACAGAGUUUGGUCGAUGGGUUGCUAUCCAGCCGUGGCAAUGGUUUAUGACUGCCAAUGGACAGGUUACGUCAACGAUUUUGAUCAACCGUUUGACUACGAGUGUCCUGGAGAGGGGUUCAUAAAUGGUGUUCGUAGUAUCCAUGACAACGGGAGAUGUUAUAGACGUUGGGCAUUUCAGUGUUGUUACGUCAACGAUUUUGAUCAACCGUUUGACUACGAGUGUCCUGGAGAGGGGUUCAUAAAUGGUGUUCGUAGUAUCCAUGACAACGGGAGUGAGGAUAGACGUUGGGCAUUUCAGUGUUGUAAGAUGAAGGGCAAGUAUUAA
This is a messenger RNA of Ylistrum balloti, 498 nucleotides long. RefSeq names its product hemagglutinin/amebocyte aggregation factor-like. Lineage: Eukaryota; Metazoa; Mollusca; Bivalvia; Pectinida; Pectinidae. The record is from RefSeq and is a predicted model, not a curated record. The coding region runs from base 1 to 498 and encodes 165 amino acids. The transcript has 4 exons.